UUCCCGUGCGCCACGUUUGUAGCGCCCCUCCUUCUCUUCUUCCUUCUUCCCCGAGGGGAGCCGCGUCAAAGCAACCAAACCUGUGUGAGCUCCCCUCUCCCCUCCCUUCCCCCUCCCCUCUCUCUCUCUCUCUCCUCCUCGUCCUCGUCGAUUCCUCGCACCAUCUCCUAUCCUGUAUCCCCGCCGCCGCCACCGACGGCGAAUCGGCGGGGCGCCGCCCCGAAUCUCCGCCCUCCGCGCUCAGAUCUCCCCCCUCCGCGCUUCCGGAUGUCAUGAGCCGCCCCCAUUUGCCCAAGGACCCGACCUUCCCGCGCACCAAUGGGUCCUUGGACGGCGGGGCCCGCGGCCUCGGCGAGAUCGAGGAGGUGGGCGCUGCGGCCACCGUAGCCGUCGAGCAGUCGCCGCCCUCGCAGUCCUCGUCCCCGUCGGCGUCGUCGCCGCCGGCGGCGAUGUCGUCGUGCGGGCAGUACAUGCUACACCGGGUGCGCAAGCUGGACACCCUAGCGGGCGUCGCCAUCAAGUACGGUGUCGAGGUAGCCGACAUUAAAAGGCUGAACGGCCUCUCAACUGACCUCCAGAUGUUUGCACACAAGACACUGCGGAUUCCACUCCCGGGGAGGCACCCUCCGUCGUCUUACCAGGAGAAUGGUUCAUAUGAGAGUGACGACAGGGAAUGUACUCCACGCCGCAUUCACGAAGAUAUCUUGGAUUCAAUUUUGAAAACACCAAAGCCCAAAGUUUCGCCAGCUAUGAGUCUUCUGCAGGGAUACUAUGGCCUUGCACCACCUCCAAAGAGAGAUCAAACAAGUGAAGGCACUGAAAUGGCAGUUUACAGUAAAGGCAAAUCUGCUUUUUUGGAUGUUGAGCCGUGGCUGGAGCCACCAAAUUCCGACCCAUUCCCUCUUCAGAAUAGGAAAACCAGAAGCUUGAUGAUAGGUUCUUCUCUUGACGGUGAUACUGAUGAGAAUGGUGACAGUGAAAGGUUCAUAAGGCGGCGCCAGAAAGCUGAUGGUGAGCUGUUACCGAGGGAGGAAAAUGGUGGUGACUUUCUGGCAAGCGCUGGAAAAGGCUUGGCACUGAGGCCAAAGUCUAGCAAUCGACCAGACAUGAACAAGAGCCAGCAGAAUCUUUUUGUGAUGGCGGAGCCUUUGUUUGUCAAUGGUGUGCAAACUGUAAGGAAAUCAUCCAGCACUCCAGAGUUCCAGGAGCCAGAGACCAACACCAGUUCAUCCAUAUGGUCAGCGAGCAAGUGGAGCAUAAAUACAGAUGCUUUCGCUCUUCCUCUCCCCAUCCCUCGUUUUGACAACAUUCCAAAGCCCAUUGCUGCUUGGAGAAACAAGGCGGCUCGCGACUAAUAAACUGCUAUAUCUUGGCUAUGUGCUUGAUUUUUCCUGAACUCGAGGCCCAGAAAAGUGUCCAUGAAGGAGCUUACCAGUCUUCACAGCUUUGGAAGCAUAGCAGGACCGCGAUUGGCUCCUGCUAGUUAGAACAUUCUGAAGAUCAGACACAUGUGUCUAGUUGGAACAUUCUGAAGAUCAGACGCAUGUGUCUAUAUGUUUCCAGAUGGUAUCUAGAUUAGGUUUACAUGAUUCUCAUGUUAUAUUGGGCUUAUGUUGCGCCAAGAGUAGCAACGUUAAUAUUUGGCCAUAUAAAUUAUAGAUGCUAGAUGACAUAGAGGAGACUUGAUAUUUGAGGAGGAUAUUCUUUUGUACACAAUGAGAUAAUGUAGAGCAUCAAAGGGCGGUUAUAUAUGUGUUGUAUGUGUGAUCCCAUACCCUAAUAUAGAGGAGGUUGGCUUUGUUUAACUCCAGACUAAGUUCUUUUAA
This is a messenger RNA of Sorghum bicolor (sorghum), 1826 nucleotides long. RefSeq lists its product as uncharacterized. Bases 273 to 1355 code for a protein of 360 amino acids. The transcript is spliced from 3 exons. NCBI's taxonomy places the organism in Eukaryota, Viridiplantae, Streptophyta, Magnoliopsida, Poales, Poaceae. The record is from RefSeq and is a predicted model, not a curated record.